Molecule: messenger RNA, 2540 nt
Organism: Labrus bergylta (ballan wrasse)
Lineage: Eukaryota; Metazoa; Chordata; Actinopteri; Labriformes; Labridae
Gene: gpr19
Product: G protein-coupled receptor 19
Biological process (GO): G protein-coupled receptor signaling pathway
Cellular component (GO): plasma membrane
Molecular function (GO): neuropeptide receptor activity
Source: RefSeq, a predicted model, not a curated record
UCUUAUAAGUCGUCGUUAUCAAACAAAAACCAUCGUCAUUACCAUCAUCAUCAUCAAUAAUAUGGAGACCAUCAUCCCUACCGACCAUCAACCUUACCAACCUUCCUCUGUGUUUGCCAACCGACCAAGGCAUGUCCCAAGAAACCUUAUCGACUUAUCGACCAACCAACUGACCAAAGAGUCACACAAUCAACCAACCGUCCAAACUCCAAACUAUUCCAGCAACAUACCGAUCUAUGGACAUACCGACCAGCAGGACUGAAGGAUGGCUAAACCAACCAACCUGCUGACCUCAGCCGACCAAAAGAACAAUAAACCAACCAACCAAACCACAUGCAAACCAACCAGUGAUGGUUCUAGACCACUUUUACUGAGGGGGCCAAACUGGGGCCAGUUGUUUUGUCAGAGGGGAACAUUAAACCCAGCGUCUCUCUGGUACAGACGUGUAGCGAUGGUGUAUGCUCAGUCUUCAAAUACAGUCGGUGUCAACCCAUCCCUCUACUCUCCAUCUUUCACCUAUCAGAUGUCAUUUAACUACUCAGUGAAGGAAAACGCGACUGUCCUGGCAACCUUACCCACAACCCCCCUCUGCAGCCUCGAGGGCCAGCUGAACAGGACCUCGGCCUCCUAUGAGCUGACGACGGGCGAGGCGGUCGUCCUGGGCUUGGUUUUCGGGGUCCUCUGGUUGGUCUCCAUCCUGGGAAAUGCCCUCGUCUGCCUGGUCAUCCACCGGAGCCGGCGGACUCAGUCCACCACCAAUUACUUUGUGGUAUCUAUGGCCUGUGCGGACCUGCUCAUGAGCCUGGGUUGCGCCCCGUUCAUCCUUCUUCAGGUCGCUGCGGGACAAUGGCCGCUGAGCGCCGCGGCCUGCAAGAUCGUGCGCUACCUGCAGCACCUGUGCGCCGGCGUGCAAGUCUACGUCCUGCUCUCCAUCUCUGUGGACCGCUUCUACACGAUCGUCUACCCGCUCAGCUUCAAGGUGUCCAGAGAGAAAGCCAAGAAGAUGAUCCUGGCCUCGUGGCUGUUCGACGCCGCCUUUGUGUCGCCCUGCCUCUUCUUCUACGGCUCCAUGUCUUCAGUCAGCGGUCACUGUGACUUCUUUCUCCCAGACAGCUGGGGCAGUAUAACCUACGCCGCCGUUCACCUCCUGUUUGGUUAUCUGGUCCCGGUUGGGCUGCUGGUGUCGUUCUACCAGCGGGUGGUUCGCUACAUCUGGAGGAUCAGCGCCGACGGACGCACGGUGCGCCGGACGAUGAACAUUGUCCCGCGGACUAAAGUCAAGACCAUCAAGAUGUUCCUCAUGCUCAACACAGUGUUCUUCCUCACGUGGACGCCCUUCUACAUCGCCCAGCUGUGGCACCCCAGGGAGUCCGACGGACCCGGUAGGCGGGGCCUGCUGUUCUUCACGGCCAUCGCCUGGAUCUCCUUCAGCUCCUCGGCCUCCAAACCGACCCUGUACUCGGUCUACAAUGCAAACUUCAGACGGGGCAUGAGGGAGACCUUCUGCAUGUCGUCGAUGAAAUGUUACCGCAGCAAUGCGUACACCAUCACGGCCAGCUCCCGCAUGGCCAAAAAGAACUACAUCGGGGUCGUGGAAAUCCCGGCGCAGGCUAAGACGGGUACAAAGGACUCGGUUUACGAUACGUUUGACCGAGAGGGGAAGGAAAAGAAGGUCGCCUGGACCACCAACGCCAACCCUCCAAAUACUUUUGUCUAAGUGAGUCGGGACGGUCUCAGACUUUGAACGUAGAAAUGAACUGAAACAGCACAGUGUCAGUGUUGACAGGUGAGCUAGCUGGGACUAACAUGCUAGCCUCCCCCCCAAAAAACAAGUCUCUCACAGGAACAGAAUGUUUUCAGUUGGUAAAAAAGGGCUUUUUUCAGAUGUAACCAGCUGGCCGGCAGCCAUAUUGGAAGUUCUCAGCAGCUCUGAUGAGCUAGCUGGUUUUAUAUUUCAGAUUGUAGUCAUCACUUAUUGUGCUGUGUUUUGAUGAUUUGGUUUUUUUGGUAUUGUUUUAUCAGAUCUUGCGUUAUGAUGUCAGCUUGUCAGCUAGCUAACCCUCGUCUGUGGCCUCUAUCGGUGACCUGCUGUCGAUGCAUCUAAUGGCUUCAGUCGUGUGUUUGGUAGAAGCUAACGUCCGUUGUGGCUACUCGCUGUGUGUUAACAUCAUCAUCUUUGUUACACUGCAGCUGUCAUGAUACCAGAUUUUUAAACCUCGAUAUGAAGAUAUUUUAAAUAAAAUGAUAUCGAUAUCGAUUUCAAUACAACGACAACAAAAGGUUGUUGUUUUUGUUUUUUAUUCCUAAACUUCCGGUAAACUCCUUCAAUCUUCUUUUUUAUGGUUUACACUUGUCUUAUAUCGAAGUUUAAAGUUCUGUUACCAUGACAACCCUACUUCUUCAUACUCACUAUGAAUUCAGUCGAGUCGUGAGAUGCUUAAACGUAACACUACAUGUGGUAUCAGAUGUUUGUCGAGAUAAUGUGUUAUGAACAAAUGAAUUAUUCUUUUAUAAAUAUAAUAAUUAGUAAAAUCAGCAAA